CGUAUUGAUACACCAUCCAAAGUGUAAUUAAUAACUUCACCAUGUUCAAAGGGAUAUUCAAUGUCUGCUUUUUUGUAUUUUUACAUAUCUACCAGUAAUGUAGGUGCCCUUCUUUCCGAGGCAUUGGAGAACCUCCCUGGUCUUUGUGGUUGAAUCUGUGUUUGAGAGUUACUGCUCGACUGGAGGACCUUACAGAUAAUUGUACAUGUGGAGUACAGAGAUGAGGUAGUCAUACAUUUUUUUAAACACUAUUAUUGUUUUUAUGUCACUAUGACUUUCUAAGUAACAUUUUACUGAGUCAAAACAUUUAUUUUUAAUUAAUUUGUAAUUUAAAAAAAAAUGGAAUUCCUCUGACAUUGGUGGGUAUUGUGUGUAGUCAAGAGACAAAAUAAAUCGCAAUUUGAUCAUUGUUAAAUUCAGGCUGUAAAACACAAAAUGUGGAAAAAGUCAACGGGUGUGAAUACUUUCUGAAGGCAAUACAUGUAUUUGGUCUUCUACGUCAUUGCGGUUCUGUGUGACUCGGUUGGAAGAGCAUGAUGUUAGCAUUGCUUGGCUUGUGGCUUCAAUUCCCAGGGUCACCCAAAUGUAAAAUGUAUGCCCAUGACGAAGUUGCUUUUGAUAAAAGUAUCUGCUAAAUGGCAUAUGUGCUACUUCUCUCUACUGAAAAUGGUAGGAAUUGUGGUUGUAAAUAUGUGUUUAGACACAUUUCUGUUGUGUAUGUGUGUGUGUGAGAGAAAGAGAGCGAGCGAGAUGGGGGGGGGGGGGUUCGCUCAAUAGAUUAAUUAUGUUUGCCCAGUCAAUGCCUCCGCAUUUGAAAUGAGCAGAAGGGUGGGCUACUGACACUGCUGUUAUGUGAUGGACAGAGAGUAGGCAACAUUUCUUCUUCUUAGAUAUGGGCUGCGCUGGAGGGUGGCUGCUCCAGGCUGUGUGUCUGCUGUCUACCCUUCUGGAGUAUGGUGAGUUGAGCAAAAUAUAGAUAAUAUACCUCAUUAUAGGGGGAUUUCUUUGUUUACCAGUAGCCUGUCUGCCAAAAAGAUUGCAGUGUAUGCUAUCAUCUCAGCAGCAUAUGAUUUUGCUGUGGAGAUGAUCCAUUAUCAUUUGAAACUACGGAUUUUAAACGUUUUAUUAUGAUUACAUCAUGGUAAUAAUUGUUUUUUUCCCCCAAAAACGUAUGGUAUCUAAUUGACAAGAACGAACUCUUGGUUAUAUAAAAAAACUGAAAUAGAAGAUAUAGCCUGCCUCUGAAGAUGGGAGGUAUUUGAUAUGGCUGAGUUAGACAAAUCUAAAUGUAUAAAAAAAAAAAUAUAUAUCAAUAGGGGUUUUCACUGCAUAGAGAAUAUGUCUCUAUUGUUCUAUCUCUGCCUCUCAGUGAUGAGCCAUGUUUGGCUGCUUGGCCUGAGCUGUCAGCUGUAAUUAGUUCCCAAUGUCCAUGCUAGUUUCCCACACACAUACAAAGGGCCCGGGGAUGCCUCAGUAGUGUGGAAGGACGCAUUAUUACAGUAAUGAGAGCAGGGGAGGGAGGGAGGCCCAGGCCAGGGUCAGGAGCAUGCAUGGGACAAACCAUUUUUGAUAGAAACACAAGGAAUGGUAUUUGUGUCAUUAGUUUGUUCUUAUUUCAUUGCUACACCACCAAACCCAAUAAGUACUAAUGUGUGCCGUUCAUGCUGCUGUAUUACCUUGUAUUCACCAUAGGAUACCUCAUAUAUGUGAGAGGAAUUUGAAUAGUGGAAUGUGCCUGAAUUGCCCAUUGAUAGGUGUUGCCCUAUGCUCCAUCCCCUGUGCAGGUGCAGUGAGGGUAACCAUGAGACACUCCAAUCUGGAGGUGGUUCAGGGGGACUCGGUGACCCUGCCCUGCUCCUUCUUCACCAUGAGUCCCCUGUCCAGACUCAACAUCAUCUGGACCCUGGCACCCUUCUCUGACCCAGACUUCCCCACACAGGUGAUAGUGUUUGAUCAUGGCCAGGUGAUCGAGAACCCCUCCCUAACAGGCAGGGUGGGUUUCCUAGGCAUCCCCUGGAGUGCUGACAUCAUCCUCAACAACACACGCAUCUCAGACGCUGGCACCUACCGCUGCAUGGUGAGCAACCCCCCAGAGACUGGAGACCCUGGUAUAGGGGAACUGGCCUUUAACGUCCUGGCACCCCCCUCGCUGCCCCUGUGCCUGUGGGAUGGGGUCACUGAUACGGGGGGGAGUGUUGCCCUGUCCUGCAUGGUGGCUGAGGGGGUGCCCACUCCCGAGAUGCGGUGGGAUAAAUUGGAACCAGAGAAAAUCUCACUACCCAUCAACAUGGACGGGGACCUAUCAGGCUCUGUCCAGAUAGUCAACAUCUCGUCCCAGAACUCUGGGCUGUACCGCUGCUCCGUCACCAACCUCCUGGGGUCCCAGAACUGUUACGUCAACCUGUCCAUCUACAGCCCUCCAGCCAGCUCCCCGGGGAUCCUCCAGGGGGUGUUGUUGACCCUGUCCAUGGCCCUGGUGCUGCUGGCCCUGCUGGUGCUAGUACUGUGGCUCCAUCGCUCUGGCCAGAAGAGGAAGUGGACGGAGGGGAAGGAAGAGGAGUGUUAUAACGAGAUAAGGUACACUCCCUCUCUGAUCAAACGCUCCUUUGUUUGAUCCCUCAAUCCAAGGAAGACAAACACCCGGAUGCAUUCUACAACAAAAAAAAGAUUCAACACACACUGUACAACUCAUUCAAUUGAACAUUUGUUUCAUAAAAUGUGUUAGGAAUGAGCGUGCAUUCCAUUGGGGAAUGAAGAGAGUUACCUCACCGUGCCCUGCAGAUAGACAUUGGCUCCCACUAUUGAAAUAUUUCCCACAUAGAAUACUUGAUAAACUGUAACAUUUGUUGCUAAUAAAAUGU
Messenger RNA from Salvelinus namaycush (lake trout), 2861 nucleotides. RefSeq lists its product as uncharacterized. Gene Ontology annotation, molecular function: ionotropic glutamate receptor binding. Lineage: Eukaryota; Metazoa; Chordata; Actinopteri; Salmoniformes; Salmonidae. Gene Ontology annotation, biological process: homophilic cell-cell adhesion. The coding region runs from base 1649 to 2614 and encodes 321 amino acids. The record is from RefSeq and is a predicted model, not a curated record. The transcript is spliced from 5 exons. Gene Ontology annotation, cellular component: cell-cell junction.